This is a messenger RNA of Olea europaea var. sylvestris, 2090 nucleotides long. Its product is annotated as protein NRT1/ PTR FAMILY 4.6-like. The transcript has 5 exons. NCBI's taxonomy places the organism in Eukaryota, Viridiplantae, Streptophyta, Magnoliopsida, Lamiales, Oleaceae. Bases 213 to 1985 code for a protein of 590 amino acids. The record is from RefSeq and is a predicted model, not a curated record. Gene Ontology annotation, molecular function: transmembrane transporter activity. Gene Ontology annotation, biological process: transmembrane transport. Gene Ontology annotation, cellular component: membrane.
CCACUCUCAAGACAAACCAACGCUUAAAGACAACUACAUCAUAAUUAGGAAAAUAGGAUGUGAGAAUGUAAAGUCACUUUCAAGGAAUCUAGGUUUUUCCAUUGAGGUAGGACAACCAUAUUCUCUCAGUAUUUAAAUAUGCAACUCCUGCACAGAUGCUGCUUAGGCUGAACAGUUUCUGAUCAGGGUUCACAUAGCAAGAGAUUCCAUAGAUGUCGGAAAUAGAGAUGGAUAAUGGGCAGGGGCAGCAUUCGAACAGGUGGGAUGGCUACAUAGAUUGGAGAAAUAGAUCGGCCAUAAAAGGCCGUCAUGGAGGCAUGCUUGCUGCCUCUUUCAUCUUAGUUGUGGAGGUCUUGGAGAACCUAGCAUACCUGGCCAAUGCGAGCAACUUGGUUCUUUAUUUGUCAAGAUUCAUGCACUUCUCUCCAUCAAGCUCAGCCAACAUUGUCACAAAUUUCAUGGGCACGGCCUUCCUCCUCGCUCUCCUUGGAGGCUUCUUAUCUGACGCCUACUUCACCACGUAUCGCAUCUAUAUAAUAAGUGCAAUGACAGAAUUUCUGGGUUUGGUAAUACUCACAGUGCAAGCUCAAAUACCUUCACUGAAACCGCCAGUAUGCCCUUUAGUAGACCGAAACGUAAAAUGUGAGAAAGUUGACAGGGGGAAAGCUAUAAUGUUAUUCACCGGCCUCUAUUUGGUGGCACUAGGUGUUGGAGGAAUAAAAGGUUCACUUCCCCCACAUGGAGCUGAGCAAUUUGAUGAGAAGACACUACAUGGAAGGAAGCAGAGAUCAACAUUCUUCAAUUAUUAUGUGUUCAGCCUCUCUUGUGGAGCACUGACUGCUGUAACAUUUGUGGUGUGGAUAGAAGAUAACAAGGGCUGGCAGUGGGGUUUUGGGAUCUCAACUGCAACGAUAUUGAUCUCUAUACCAAUUUUCCUCCUCGGCUCAGCUACUUACAGGAUCAAAAUCCCAACAGGAAGCCCUAUUACAACUAUAUUUAAGGUUUUGGCAGCUUCAAUCUACCACUGGUGGAUCUCAAGGAAUUCUAGCAAUGUUGUUUCAAACUUUAGCACAAGCUCAUCAUAUACAACUAGGGCUAGAGAGGAUGGAGAAUAUUCUGAAAGGAAGGCAGAAAUUGAAACUCUAACAGAAGAUCUUAAGUUCCUUAACAGAGCACUAAUGACCACGGCCCGCCAGCCAUGGCUUAAGAGCACCAUAAAACAAGUAGAAGAAGUGAAAUGUGUCCUUAAGAUACUACCAAUUUUCUUGUCAACUAUUAUGCUCAACUGUUGCCUUGCUCAGCUUUCCACCUUUUCCAUCCAACAAGCAGCCACCAUGAACACGAAAGUUGGAUCCUUUAAAAUUCCACCAGCCUCUCUUCCAGUAUUUCCUGUCUUGUUCAUCAUAAUACUUGCGCCGGUCUAUAACCAUGUAAUCAUUCCAUUCUCCCAGAAGGCAACGAAUACCGAAACUGGAAUUACUCAUCUACAGAGAAUUGGAAUUGGUCUGGUUCUUUCUGUUGUGGCCAUGGCUGUUGCAGCUUUAGUAGAAAUGAAGCGGAAAAGAGUGGCAAUACAAUCUGGCCUAAUGGAUUCAACUGAACCUCUUCCAAUCACAUUCUUUUGGGUGGCUAUGCAAUACGUGCUCCUUGGUUCAGCCGAUCUGUUCAGCUUGGCUGGUAUGAUGGAUUUCUUCUUUACAGAGGCACCAAAUACUAUAAAAUCAUUGGCAACAGCUCUCUCUUGGGCUUCAUUAGCCAUGGGAUAUUACCUGAGCUCAGUGCUCGUGGCUUUAGUUAAUCGUAUAACUGGCUCAUUUCGGCACACACCAUGGCUCUAUGCCAGAAACAUCAACCACGAUCACUUGGAGAGGUUUUACUGGUUAAUGUGCAUAUUAAGUGGAUUGAACUUGUUGAAUUAUCUCUUUUGGGCACAACGCUACAGGUACAGAUCAUCAGGAAAUGAAAAUCAAAUUGUAAACAACUGACAAAUGCAGAAGUAGCUGAUAGAAAGAAAGAUGUAAAGAGGGACCAUGUUCUGAAUAUUAUGGUUUAUUGGGGAACUUUAUCUCCUCAAUUACUGUAAAAUAAUU